This is a messenger RNA of Sarcophilus harrisii (Tasmanian devil), 1436 nucleotides long. RefSeq names its product C1q and TNF related 1 (gene C1QTNF1). Gene Ontology annotation, molecular function: protein binding. NCBI's taxonomy places the organism in Eukaryota, Metazoa, Chordata, Mammalia, Dasyuromorphia, Dasyuridae. The coding region runs from base 364 to 1242 and encodes 292 amino acids. The transcript is spliced from 5 exons. The record is from RefSeq and is a predicted model, not a curated record.
UUCCCCUGCCAACCCGGGCACAUACAGAGUUAAUACUUAACUGCUGCCGUUUAUAUAAAACGCAAUGGGAGCCAUUCAAGGCUCCACUGCGCCUCACAUCUGGCUGAGGUUUUCUCUUUACGUGUUUGUCCUGGUUUCUUCCUCUCUUCCCCGACUUUCGAGAAACCGCAUUUCCGCUUCUGGCCAAAGAAAUCGUGGAGCUGUGGAGAUAAAGACCUGGCUGGGGAGGAGAUUCCAGCCCCCAGGAGAUGCUCUAAAAGAGCGAGCCUCUGCUGAGGCAACAAGACAGUUCGUGGUGAAAAGACAGACGAGGUAGAAAACAAAACCCUGAACCCGGGAAGUUAACAGCAAGAGCAAGAAAAAAUGAUUGGUUCCUACAAAUUCGGAUUCAUUUUUGGAUCCUGUCUGCUGCUGACUCUCAUCUGGUGUGACAUAGCAUUGGGCAGGGUAUCACAAAAGCAGCAACCUCAGAAGGACCAGGAGGAAACUCAGGAAGAGUUUAAGAUGGAAGCCACACCAUCACCAUUGCCAGAUCACAUUGAAAAGGUUGAAGAUCACCAUGAAAAGAACAAUCCCAGCCUGGAAGAACAGUCCUCUGCCUCUCAGUGUUUCCGCUGUUGUGACUCAGGCAUCCCCAUGUACCAGCCAAUGCCAAUGCCAAUGCCCCAGAUCAAUAUCACUAUAUUAAAAGGUGAAAAGGGUGACAGAGGAGAGCGGGGCCUCCAAGGGAAAUUUGGCAAAACAGGAUCAAUAGGUGCCAGGGGCCAUGUUGGACCAAAGGGACAAAAGGGCACAAUGGGGGCUCCUGGUGACCGAUGUAAGAACCACUAUGCUGCCUUCUCAGUGGGACGGAAGAAGCCCUUGCACAGCAAUGAUUAUUAUCAGACGCUGAUUUUUGACAUGGAAUUUGUCAACCUCUACAGUCAUUUCAACAUGUUCACAGGUAAAUUCUAUUGCUACGUGCCUGGAAUCUACUUCUUCAGCCUCAAUGUGCACACCUGGAACCAGAAGGAGACCUAUCUCCACAUCAUGAAGAAUGAUGCUGAAGUGGUGAUACUCUAUGCCCAGGUGAGCGACCGAAGCAUCAUGCAGAGUCAAAGCUUGAUGUUGGAGCUUCAAGAACAAGAUGAAGUCUGGGUGCGGCUCUUCAAGGGGGAGCGGGAGAAUGCCAUCUUCAGUGAUGAGUUUGACACCUACAUAACCUUUACUGGGUAUCUGAUCAAACACAAUGCUGAGCCAUAAGCCUCAGCUUCUUUCUCAGCUCCAGAAGAUGACUAUAAUCUUUUAUAUUUCCAUGACCAUCACCUUCCCUCUUUGAUAUCCAAGCACCAGGCUGAAUCCCUCCUAAAAUACCACUCUCCUCCUGGAUUGCUGCUUCCACUCCAUCUACAUUCCACAGGAUUCUCAUUAAAUGAAAAAUGUUAUCUAUUCCUAAA